This is a messenger RNA of Lotus japonicus, 867 nucleotides long. RefSeq names its product probable WRKY transcription factor 48. Gene Ontology annotation, biological process: regulation of DNA-templated transcription. Gene Ontology annotation, molecular function: DNA-binding transcription factor activity; sequence-specific DNA binding. NCBI's taxonomy places the organism in Eukaryota, Viridiplantae, Streptophyta, Magnoliopsida, Fabales, Fabaceae. The transcript is spliced from 3 exons. The record is from RefSeq and is a predicted model, not a curated record. The coding region runs from base 1 to 867 and encodes 288 amino acids.
AUGUCUAAUGCAAUGGAAAACAAUAAGAACUACAUCUUAAUAUCAGAUUCUGAGGAUGAAGGAGAAAUAAGAGAUUUUGAUUUAAAUGAAGAGCCUCCUUCUCCAAUCAUUGAUUUAAAUGAAGUGCCUCCUUCUUCUCCCAUUGAUUUAAUUGGAGUUCCUUUUAAUUCUCAGGUCUAUGCUAUUGAUUGCAACAUGCCAAUGGAUGACGACCUAGCUCAAACAUCAUUGACUCCUCCUAAAGUACAUGUUACAACAGAUAGUCAUGAACAACACAAUAAUGGGAAGCGGGUUAACUUGGAAAUUCAUGAUACUAAUAAAGGUAAAAUGUCAAUGUAUUGUUUGGAGGAAGCAAGUGCUAAAUUUGGUGAAGGCUGGUCAGUAACUAAAGAUUUCCAAUUAGGAGGAAAAAGCAACAAAAAUGAAGCCACUCAACGAAGCAUCUUACCUCUUGAAAAGGUUGUUGUUGCUGCUUCUGCUGCUCUGGAAUCUGGAUCAAAAAGGAGCUACUUCAGUUGCAUAACUGCUGGAUGUCCUGUUAGGAAGCAAGUUGAGAGAGCUCCGCAAAAUUUGAAAUAUGUGGUUGUUACUUACGAGGGCACACAUAAUCACAAGGUUACCAUGGAAAAACAUAUAGAUCCCUCACUUGAUGCUGAUAAAUUUCUCAAAGUCGCUGCUUCGCUAUCGACUGUUGCAAUACCUGGGAAUGUUAAUAUUCCAAAGCAUGGAGCCAAUCGUGAAGAUGACAAUGAUUUUGCGAGGCUCCCUUCGGGGCAAAAUUUCUGCAAUGACCAUGGGAAUGUUGAAUCUUCCUCCACAAACCAAAUUCAGUUUAUCAACUUGAAGAACGAUGACAAUGAUAUAUGA